Epinephelus lanceolatus (giant grouper) is the source of this 8571-nucleotide messenger RNA. Its product is annotated as somatostatin receptor type 2-like. Gene Ontology annotation, biological process: neuropeptide signaling pathway; cellular response to glucocorticoid stimulus; cellular response to estradiol stimulus. Gene Ontology annotation, cellular component: neuron projection; plasma membrane. The record is from RefSeq and is a predicted model, not a curated record. Gene Ontology annotation, molecular function: somatostatin receptor activity; neuropeptide binding. Lineage: Eukaryota; Metazoa; Chordata; Actinopteri; Perciformes; Serranidae.
CCCUUCUUUUCUGGUGCACCCCCCUCCGAGCAGCUUCAACCCUUUCUGUCUUUUUAGGACGACAUAAAUAGAACUAUUAAUCUUUGAUAACAGCUGGUCGUAAUAAUAGCAGCACUUCUGUGUUGCUAUGUUGACAUAAGUGGUAGAACAUUUUCUCAUGGAGAGGUCGUGGUAGAUACCCGCCAUCUGCACUUGCUUCCUCCUUUAUAAGAAGAGAAGAGGGCUGUUGGAUGACUGGCUUCAUCCUUCAGAUCCGAGUGCCAUCACUGUCGGCCGACAAGAAUGUGCACCAUUGACUGUGAUCUGCAUGUGGGCCGGGAUAACACUUGAAAUCAUUUCAGUGGAUGCUGAUUGAAGAGGCGACAUUGGGCAUCAUUCUGUGGAGCAGCUUUGGCUUUUAUUUCUCUGCAUUUACUCUGCGCGCAUACAGUAGUUUUCUUUUUGAUAGACGCAUCUAAAAUUGCCACGAAAACAACAUUUGUCACUGAUACAGUGCUGCUGUGAAAAUUCUUGGUUUAUCUUAACACAUUUGAAACAGUCUGCUGUAUGACUCUACACAGUUUGCAGCGACAUAGAUGUGUUAAUGACAAAAGACACCAGAACAUGAGCCAGCUAUACAUGACUUCAAAUUAGAAAGCCGUGGGACAGCGACGCACACGGGGUGACGCGCUCAACGUUUCUACUCAUCUGUGAUCUGCUCAGACUGUUGCUCUCUCUCUGUCUCUCUCCGGUGCAGUCGUGCGUCCUGCCGCUCUCACUAACUCACCGCGGAGGGAUUCAGUGCCAACACUUUCUUGUUGGACGCAGCGCACUGUGAGCGCACAGCUUUUUUUUUUUUUCCAAAGACGCAAUCUGCGAAGUUUUGGUUUACAAACGCGGGAUAUUCCUCGGAGAUAAAAUGACCUGAGAGACGUGGUAUAACCAGCAGCUCUGGCGAAAGUGGCGCGUGGGCGCUUGAACGCCAGCGCCGUGCGUAAUAACUCUGGGAGCAGGUGGAUGGAGAGGCUGGCGGGAUGCAGCUUUCCAGCAGGUCAGCGCCGCUUCGGAGCCGUUGGACUCCAUAUAGUAUCUGCUGAAGGACACCUUGCCACGAUGGACUUGAUAUGAAGAUGAAGUUUUCAAUUUUCAAUUUAAAAAUCUAUCUUGCUCUAUUACUGUUUCUCUACAGCUGGGAUGUGACACUUGUGGUUCCUUAUUAUUGAAAAUCCCCAGUCAUCCCGAUCCCCAGAGCCCCAAAUCCCUAGACCCUGAAGUCUUUAAUUCCCAAGCAAAUCUUAGAAUUUACCACCUCAAGUUCCUUUACCCUUAUUUCCACAACCUUGCACCAUAAAACCAAUGCUUUUAAGCUUUUAAGCUGACUCAGUCAUAAUCAGACCUUUACCUCUUACCCCUUGCCAUCUUUAGACACUCUGAGCCCUUAGAUACCCUAAACCCAGUGGUGUAGUGGAGGGUAUACGCAGGUAUACGGGGUACACCCACUUCUUUUCCUGGUCAAUUACAGUAUACCCUCCUAUCAGCCUAAAAGGAAUAUAUAGGAGCGUAGUACACCUACCUCAUCAACUACCACUACACCACUGCCUAAAGCCCUCUCAGUCAUCAUGGCCUUGGAUCAGUGGCCCUUUCUCCCGACUCCCCCCAACAUCUCCAUCCCUGAGCCCCUCCUGUAUGACAGCUACAUCCAGGGGAAUGAGUCCGACCUGGACCUGAACAUCACCGAAACCAGGGAGCCUCACCAGGACAAGACCAGCUCCAUGGUCAUCACCUUCAUCUAUUUCAUAGUAUGCACCGUGGGGCUGUGCGGCAACGCCCUGGUUAUAUAUGUCAUCCUGCGCUAUGCCAAAAUGAAAACAGUGACGAACAUCUACAUCCUGAACCUGGCGGUGGCAGACGUCCUGUGCAUGAUGAGCCUGCCGUUCAUCGCCCUGCAGCUGGCGCUGGUGCACUGGCCCUUUGGGGAGGUGCUGUGCAGGGUGAUCAUGACUGUUGACUCUCUUAAUCAGUUCACCAGCAUCUUCUGUCUGAUGGUGAUGAGCAUCGAUCGAUACCUGGCUGUGGUCCACCCUAUUAAAUCCACAAAAUGGCGCAAGCCCCGUGUGGCCAAGCUAAUUAACCUGACAGUAUGGGGUGUGUCCCUGUUAGUCAUCUUGCCUACUAUGAUCUUCAGCGGCCUUGAUAAGGUGCCAGUGUGUGGGAUCGUGUGGCCGGAGCCCCAGGAUGUCUACUACACAGCCUUCAUAAUCUACACCUUCUUCAUAGGAUUCUUCCUGCCACUGGCAGUCAUAUGUCUGUGCUACCUGCUCAUUAUAGUCAAGGUAAAGUCGUCCGGCAUGCGAGUGGGUUCCACCAAGCGCAAGCGCUCUGAGCGCAAGGUGACGAGGAUGGUGUCCAUCGUGGUGGCGGUGUUCGUCCUCUGUUGGCUGCCUUUCUACAUAUUCAACGUCACCUCCGUCACCAGCUCUAUCAACCCCACCUCUGCUGUGAAGAGCACCUUCGACUUUGUAGUGGUGCUCGGCUACGCCAACAGCUGCGCUAACCCCAUCCUUUACGCUUUCCUGUCGGACAACUUCAAGAAGAGCUUUCAGAACGUCCUGUGCCUAAAAAAGGUGGCAGGCCUGGAUGAGAUAGAGCGCAGUGACAGCAGGGCAGACAGGAGCAGGAUGGUUAACGAUGCUAUGAUCAUCAGCGCCAACUUGGAGACUCACAAUGCUGCCCUGCUCAAUGGUGAACUGCAGACCAGCAUCUGAGCUGCAGUCACAUCCAGGGAGGCCUAAGAGACUCAGCAGUGGCGCUUCCAGACUGAUGAGCUACCAGUACACUGCCAUUGACCCUUGUUCAAAGACGCGGGGGCAGGAGGAUGAUGUAAUAGCUGUUGCUCAUGGACAUCGACACAUGAACAAAGUCUAAGUGAAAAACAAACAAUUUCGUAAGGGUUUGCAGAGGUCAGGGAAAGUACACUGACUUCAGCUCAAAACUCUUGAUAUUUGGGUUAACGAGGCAACUUGGGCUGGUUUGCCCUGAGGCGGAGCAAAAAUGUUUCUCGCCUGAAGUGAUUUUCAGCACAGCAGAAACAAGUGAUGUUGAAAUCAAACAUAAAUUAGAGUGCUCUGUAAGCUUGCCAGCAUUGAGGUUCCUUGAGUUGUAAAAAGUCAUGCAGACUGAACCAAAAUUGAAAAACAGGAGUGCAGGAUCUGAGAAUGGACUGCUGUGGACCCACUGGAGAAAUACUGGGGGUAAUUCACCCAUGGUAAAGAGAGAUCUAAAAGGAUAGAGCACCCUCCAGCUCACCUUGACGGAGUGUUUUGAGAGCUAUAAAGGGUCUGCAUUGAUUUGAGUGUGGAAAUACUGCUGAAGAAGUCAGCCAAAUGUUUCAGUGGAGAUCAGCCAACACUGUAAUACUAUAGACUUUGAAAGACAAAACUCUGAAACCACAAGUCAAAGGUGAAAAGCUUCAUGGCUAUGUUUUAUUCAUACCAGCUGAUUAAUGUCAACAUGACAUCUUAUUUACCGAAAACCGGAGGAUGCUCCUUCCUCUCUCUUGCUGGCACCUUGCGGGAGGAGCAGCAUUGAUCUGUAAACUCUCAAAUCAGACAUUCUGGAUUAUUGAUUAAGUAGAAGGAUGGAAAAACAUCUUGGCGGCCACUCUGACCUUGCCAUUUAUAAAACAGCUUGACUUUGUAUAUACAAAAUGGCUUUCUGUCAACCUCUGGGGGAAAGUUCCUGACAUGGAUGAUGACUCUGUGUCCUAACCCACAUGAAUUUCAAAGGCAUUCCCUGCUGUAAAGUUCUGUGUUCUUGUAAUUCAUCAUGGACAGCUCUGAAGCUACGUGUGUGAAUCCAUCAUAUGUACUUUAUACUUCACUCUAUAUGACUUUGCCUGGUCUUAAUAUUUCUCCCUGUGCCAGUGGUGCCAUUGUAAAGAGCCCAUUUCUACUUGUAAAGUGCUGUGUUUUGACAAUGUAAGAUUUCCUACUGAGUUCAUGCUGAAAUGUGGUCACUGCCCUCGGCUUCACAUUUGGUUCAGCCAGUGUGCGCUUGCAAGAAUGCCUCAGUUUCACAGAAGGCAGAAAAAUGUGUCAUGUAGUCUAACAGGGAGAAAAAGGCAGGAUAUAAGGAGACACAGAGAGAAGGAGAUGGAACACAUGGAGGCAAAACUUGACAGAUUUUCGUAGGGUGGAUGGAUACAGCUGACAGGAAGAGAGCAGUGUGUGUGUGUUUGUGAGGUGAGUGAUGAAGAGAGAUAGAAAAAUAGAGACAUAACUUUAAACACAUAUAUAAAAACUCUAUAAAUUGUUAUUAUAAGCCUUUUAACAGCCACUUUAGAUGUUACCAGCUCUUGUGCAACAAUGGCUCAGAAAGUCUGAUUGUAUUUGUUAAGUUAUAACUUUACUCAUAUGUAUCAAUAUAUCAAAUAUACAGUUUAAAGAUUUUUAAAAGGAUGGUAAAAAUCGAGGCAACAGGUGGUAUGGGUCAAGCUCUAAAAACUAUGGAUCCUACAUUUCCCAGGAUGCAACUGGAUCGUAUCUUUUAUCAGAACCUCUGAACCUGUUAAAUGCCCACAUUAAUGCUAAUUAAAAACAUGGAUUUAGUGUGAACUUAGUCAUGACAUUCCCACCAAGGCCACUUACUGUUAAAAUAUGAAUUGUAUGCUCACAUAUUGUAUACCAAAUGCCACAUAUAAUGUAGUUUUAACCUGUCAAGUGACCUUGAAUCAGUGUAUCUUGCAUCUCUCAGUGGCCUUCAUUACAUUGGAUGGAAACGAUUAGCAGGCAGCAGCUAUAGAUAAAUGUGCAUACAUCUGCAGUACAUUCCUGCACUAUUUAUAAUUAGCAGAAUCCUGAGAGACAGAAGACGGACAGGAUGCCAGACUGAUUAAUGGAAUAAUCAAUCAGUCAAUCAGUAGAAUGUCAUAGAGUUUACCCUGUUUCUUUUUCAGUUCACCAUUGUGGUUCAUAUUGAAAUAUCUCAACAACCAUUGGAUGGACUGUCAUGAAAUUUGGUACAGAUAUUCAUGGUCAUUGAAUUGUAAUAAAUUUGGUGAUCUCUUAACAUUACAUCUUGCAUUAUCAUAAGGUCCAAUUUUUAAUUUAAGACCAAAUACCUGCAAAACUAAUCACAUUCCGAUUAGCCUCAGCUGUACUUUGUGUAGUUUUUUAGGAACUGUUAGCAUGCUAACAGCUAAACAAGCCAGUAGGGGAAUGCCCAUAAUUCUGACAGCUCAUGACUCAGAAGCCCCAAUAGUCCAAAAAUGUCCCAUCGGACCAUAAGGCCAUUUGUCCAAUAGUCUGUUAUCCCAAAAACAAAUGUGCAUUGCUCUAAAGGGUUGUUUCUCUGAAAGUAGUUUACACACUCAUUAUGCAGAAUGAAAAGGACCUUCCAACAAUUGUGAAGACAUUACCCACCCUUUUCUGACUAUUCUAUUCUAUUCUCUGACUGGCUAGUAUGUUGCAUCGAUUGGUUGGGUUGGUUAGGUUAGGCAUGGCAUGACUAGGCAUGACGAAUGAGAUUUGGUUAAGGUUAGUAGUAGAAUAUCAGGGUAAGCCAAUCACAGGCAGAGUAAGGCAGGUCAUGCCUUCGCAUAAGUAGGAAGGUCCGAUGACAUCAUUUUGCAUAACAGUUAGCCAUGUACUUCUUUUUGGGCCUUUCAGUCUAUUGGGACAGUUUUUCAGACAACUGGGUCAGCAGAAUUAUGAAUCGUUGUAAAAUGGCAUGGAACCAAACAUCAUACCUGUUAAAUACCAGCAUGUUAGCAUGCCGAUGUUAGCACUGAGCUCAAGUACAGCCACGCAUCCACUAGCAUGGCUUUAGACAAGUUAGUUAGUUAGUAAAUUGGAAUGUCUGUUCACUUAUUUACAUUGAAAUAGCUCCAAUGAAUAUAUAUGUUUAGCAACCUUGAACUUAAACUUAUACCAUUUGUCAGGAUCAUCAGCUUUUAUAAAUUGGCUUGCUAGUAAAUUAGCUGGCUAAACAAAUAGCUGUUUGCUAAGCUGGGCUGACACCACUUAAUCUUGGAACGCACUGGCUAUCAACUGAUGACGAUAAAGCUUCUGGGGGGCAACAGGUGAUAUUUCGGAGGAUCCAGUGUAGCAAGGAAAUAUCCGGGACAAAACUCUUCCAUGCGCCACUCAUUUCAGCUAGUCUCUAAACACAGAAAUCUGCAUAUACAUGAUUACAUUUCGGCCAACUUGUGACGUGAUACAACAUGAUAGAUCAGUACUACUCUGAGUAUAAUCACAAACCACAAAUGCUUUUGAUAAGAAAAUCUUGUCCCAUUGCCUACAGAUUCUGCAUAUAUGCAUAUAUCUGUUUAUAGAGAUUAACUCCACUAAGCUACCGUUUCCUAAGUACAACGCUACAACAAAAGACCUUGUCACAGUGACCUAAACCUUAUCACUCCAUUAAUACUGACUGAAUGAGCCCACAUCCAUAGCAGAUACCUAUUUCCGUUUCAGCUAUCAACCUGUUUGUGCACAGUGGCUUUUCCAACGCGCCUCCAUGAUUGAGCCACACCUGGUUGCCAGGAGAUUUGUCAAAUAACUGCAAGCCUCUAUAGCAAUAAGGUCGUCCACCACAUGCUGCAGUGUCAGAUUCACUUCGUCCCAGUGUAUCAGUCAAGUCAUAAGCCAUCAAUCAGUGCAAUCAAAGAGAUGAAGGUCCAGACAGGGCUUGUCCUGGGAGGUUACGGCAGAAAAUAAUUUGGCAUGGUAUUCUUUCUCGCUGCUGUCACUGCUAGUUGUAGUAUUUGCAGCAGGGUCAGUCCCAUCUUCAUUCACAGGUCAAAAUACUCACAGUCAUAGACAUUUGAAGGCAUGCAUGUAGGUACAGUUUCAUAUGAUGUAUAAGAAUACAAGAAACUACACUCUCUAGCCAUGUUGCUCUCAAUGCGUCACACAGACGUAAGUUGUCUGAGUAAUGCAGAAGGUGAUGAGGGUGACCAAUUCCGCAUCAAGGAGUCAUACUGACCUAGACUGUGUUUGUGUAACUGUGUGAAACAUAACAUGCCAAGACCAAAGGCUGAAUGUGAGUGAUACCCAGUACCAGAAACAUGUUUGGAUUGCAACUCGAUUAUUACACGUAAAGAAACCUGUGAAUGAAACAUGUUGUAUCUUUUUGUAUAUCUGCCAAUAUUCUGCCAAAUGUGUAUCACAGCAAGAAACUCAUUUGACAAUCUCACCCAUUGCUGUUAAGGUAUUUAGCGCCUUCAAGCCUGAAGUGCAAAAACUAUUAUCUCAUCAUCCACAGUUAAUUACUUUUGCUCUGUCCUUCUAUCCUUCUCUCUCUCUCUCUUUCUUUUGCAUGCACAGCUGGUGCAGAAUAAUAUGAGCCGACACCAACCCAAACUCAACUGAGCUGAAAUGAACUGAACCAUACUGAAGGAAACACACUAUGCCUGUUGUUGCCGCUGGCUAUUUGGACAUACUUAAUGGACUUAAUGUACUUAAUGGACCAUUCUGAUGUUUAUUAGAUGUUGAUAACAAGGUUUGUGCCAAAACCAGUGUAAAUGUAGCGCUAAAAGGACAGCUGAGGAAAUGAGAUGGUGGCGGUUGUCAUUUUGUGAAAUCCACACCUAAUUAUCUCUCUGAAAAUGAGGUCAUAUUCUGGAAAAGUAAUUUGGGUCGACAUGGCUCUUUGUUCACCAGGCACAAUUAACUGCCAAAUGUGAAAAGGACAUUUGUCCGUAUUUCUGUCUGGUUCCUGCCACUGUAUAGUGUACAGAUGAGAGGAAGAAGCAGGGGAAUGGGAAACCUCUGCCUUCUUGUGCUCAAGUUUCUUUUUUCGGAAACACAAGUUCAUUUGCGAAGGGCUAGAACGUGUACUCCUGAGGAUGCACUGUUCAAUAUUAACUCUAUGUAUUUGUGGUAUCCUCUGCUUGUUCUUGCAUGGGGAAGAUUGCGUAUCCCAUUUUAUGUGUCUCCUCAUUAACCAAAACCAGUGUUACACACUUACUGGGUGGCCACUUUUUUUUGCUAGGAACACGAUCAGAAAAAAAGGUACAGAGAUGUGCUUGAGUUUGGGUUCAGCUUUAGCAACAGCAGGUGCAACUUUGUAGCUUUUUAAGUUAUGAUCAGCAGCAAAUACCAGUUGAUCUCAAAGAAAUAAAACUGUAUGUAGGUUUCAACACUACAGAUGAGAAUCUUGAUUGAGCCACAUUUUAGCCAGGCUGGUCAUAACUUACAUGCUUGUUUCUGACAGUGUACAGCCAUGGAUACUUUUAUGUGCAGUUACUUUUAUCUAUGUGCCUUGAAACUAAAUAUAAACUCAUGUGAUGACAUCAAUGUACAGCAAAACAACAUUGUAACCUGUUUCUCCAAAAGUCAAACAACCAAAGGCCUUUGUACUGUACAAACAUGUUGGUAACCAAAACAUAACACAGACCUAUUGUAUAUCAUUUUAGUACUAUCUCCCCAGCUUACAUAGCUUAUGUUUGUGUGAUAUAAUGUGGGAAGCAGAUGUUUAUUUGUGACUCUUUAUUGUUGCAUAGAAUAUAAUGUGAUCAUUGAUUGUAAUGGACAGGCCACAGUGUCCUCGUCUCUGCAAUUAAAAUGCAGACCAGUUUCUGCUCCCAUGGUCAAA